Molecule: messenger RNA, 853 nt
Organism: Rubroshorea leprosula
Lineage: Eukaryota; Viridiplantae; Streptophyta; Magnoliopsida; Malvales; Dipterocarpaceae
Source: the annotation of a GenBank genome assembly
UCUGUCUUCUUCCCGAUCCUUCCUACCGAAAAGCCCCCAAGCCACCGACUUUCUCCCCUUGAAAAACCCGGUGAAGGCCUCUUGAAAUUUCCCUCCUUUCUUGCUCAAAAAACCAAGUUGCAGGCCUAGAACACUCUCCUAAACCCAGAAAUUUUCCAGAUCUGCGCUGUCCUCUUCCCCUCUGUCCGCCGGCCUCUGCUGUGUGGGGUUGGGUUCGGUUUUCUGGUAAGAUUCAGCCAUGAAUUCCUCUCUUUAACUUUGAUUUAGCUUGGGUUAACUUUGGUUCUCCAAUUUUUGGCUAGUCCGUAAGUUCCCCUGCAGCUUGCCACCGGCUUCUUCUUCUCCCUGCAGCUCCGGUUUUAGCUGGAAAAUUCUGGUUCCCGAUCGUUCUAUCAGUUAGCACCGUGAAUUGAGCCUUUGGUUUUAAGCAAGUGAGGUAGUAUGACCCGAGACACGGAAACCACGGGAAGUGACGAGUUAGAAGGCUAGCCAUUUCGAGAUUGAUAUAGAUUUUAGAAAUAAAUCAUGUUUUUUUGUAAGAUAGAUUUUACCUUGUGAUUUUAAGUUUAAGUCAUGUUGGACAUAGAUUUAUGGAAUAGAGUUUGGGAUUUGAAUAAGUUCCGAACCUUGUGCGUUCGAGUGCACGGCGUCUGUCGCGUCUCGGAUUUGGGUUCUGAGACGUGACAUGUAACCAUCCAUAUAUAUUGAGAUGUUGCUUUCUUAGUUCCUAUCAGGUCUGAAUGGUGCAUUCAUAAGUCAUAUAUUGGAUAUGAACUUUGCAAAGUAUGCACAUUGCUUGGCACCCAAAAUUAAAUUGUCUGUUGUUUAUGGUGCUUUAAAGAGAGGGAGAAUA